AUGGAAACGAGUGCGAGACAGCCGAACUUCUCUCAGGAGGAAACUGAUGCUCUGGUCCGGGAGGUCCAGUCUCGCAGUGGCCGGAUAUACGGUCACGCGAACAGACCUCCACGGGUCGAUGAUGCGAAAGCAGCCUGGGAAGAGGUAAGUGCUGCUGUCAAUCAAGUUUGCCCGGACGUGCUGAGAACCGCUGCGCAAUGCAAAAAGCGGUUCAAUGAUGUUAGACGACGGGCUAAACUUAAAUUAUCCCAACACCGUCGCCAGACUGCAACGACCGGAGGCGGCCCCUCAACGAGUGUGGUGCUGAGCCCUGCGGAGGACGUGGCGUCCUCCACACUCCCCAAAAUUAGUAUCGAGGGGUUUGGUGUCUCUGAGGUUGGACUCACGGGUAAGACAAACAUUCUUUUCCACAAAUAAAGACACUAACAUGUAUAUUUAACCACGUGUUACUAAGGUGUGUUGUGUGCACAGGUGAUCUGAAAAAAUGCCAUGCGUAAUGGGAUUGAAAUCGGAACCACCUGUGCGUAAAGACGGAUCAAACAAAGCCUGAUUGUAUUUUCUCCCCCUUUCCGCUAAUGUUUGCAUCUGAAAUGAACUUUGCUCACACAAUUUCUAACUUCUUUAUUCUAAAUGAAAGUAUUAACAUUUUUAAAAAAAGAAUUUCUGUGAUUUACUAAAAUAAAAUUUCUGGUCAGCCUCGGCAGAAUUGCCGCCGUCGCGGCAGCAGCACACCACAAGGGAGGAGGAGGAGGAGGAGGAGGAGGAAGAACAGCAGCAGCAGGUGGUCGGGGGGGAGGAGAAGGAGGGAGAGGACGAAGACGACCGCGAGGAGGAGGACCAGGGGGAGCCGGAGCCGGUGCCGGAGACGCGGGAGGGGGCAGGACGUGGAGACGAGCCAGCAACACGGGGUCGGAGAUGA
Messenger RNA from Xyrichtys novacula (pearly razorfish), 919 nucleotides. NCBI's taxonomy places the organism in Eukaryota, Metazoa, Chordata, Actinopteri, Labriformes, Labridae. The record is from the annotation of a GenBank genome assembly.